Molecule: messenger RNA, 1557 nt
Organism: Aegilops tauschii subsp. strangulata
Lineage: Eukaryota; Viridiplantae; Streptophyta; Magnoliopsida; Poales; Poaceae
Source: RefSeq, a predicted model, not a curated record
UGCAUGCCGUAUCAUAACCAUACUCCAAUCUGAGGCUCACGGCGGCGCUGAUCAAGCCUCGCCGGAACAUGUCGUCGACCACUGCGCUACCUGACCAAGCCGUGGAAACGUGUUGCCGGCAAGAAAAACGCGCUCGCAUCGCCGGGACCGCCGUGGACCCUAACUGGAGGGAUUGGGCGGACCGGAUCGCCGGGCCGGCAGGCCUGAUCGCCGAGCGUGUCCUCGCGGACGACGUCGCGGACUACCUCCGCUUCCGCGCGGUGUGCCGCACAUGGCGGCGAUGCACCGCGUCCCCGCACGAGCACGACAGCCUGAACGUCUGGAAGCAGCGCCGUGACUUCCUGAACGUCUCGACCGGGGAGCGCAUCCGGGUGGACCUGCCGGAGCUCCGCUACCAGUACGUGGUCGGGGCCACCUCUGAUGGCGGCCUCAUCGUGCUGUGCGACAAGCGCACCUACGUCGUCCGCCUCCUCAACCCGCUCACCCGGCAGCUGACGACCCUCCCGGCCGCGAUCACGCAGCAGUACACUGGGAGCAACCAAAGGGCGUAAUGGCGUACACUCUGUGUGGCGAUCGUGCGUUGGUUGCCGGCCUCGCCGACGACUCAACCGUAUUCCUCCACAUGGACCCUUUCUGGCUAUUCACCGCCAAGCCCAGCGAUAAGCAGUGGACGCGGUUGCACACCGGCCACAUCAUUACAACCUUGCCAUUCGCGGUCCGCUUCUACUGCCUCACCGAGACAGCCCUCAUGGUGGCGGACACGACCGCAUCCACAAACCCGCAGCUGGCGGUGGCGGCCGAACUGGGCGAUAUGGGUUCUGUGCGGUACGAUCAGACCGUGAAACUAGUGGACAACGACGGGGAACUGGUUCUUGUGCGUCGGACCCCGCGUGACAAUAACAACACUUUCCGGAAAGGUUAUGAGGCGUACCGGGUGGAUGUGAUGGCCCGCCGAGAAUCAAGGCCUACCGUCUACUUUAUGGUGAUGCCAGGUUAUGCAGUGCCAUUAGAGCCUCCCAUCUCCCAUCUAGCCAUCGAAUCGGAGGCGGAAAUGGCCAUGGCAGUGCCAUUGAGGCCUGCCGUCUCCUAUAUGGAGGCAUCCAAGUCGAUGUUGGUGAUACUCGGCCAUGCAAUGUCAUUGAGUCUGUGUCGCACUAUAUAUGCGGUAGAAAGAUCAUCGCACAUGAGCGACGUCGUAGUGAAAGGCUGAAGCUGAGGCACCAACAUCGACUGAUGUCUGCAUUAGAUUAGAAUCAGGUUGCCAGUGCCAGUAGCAAGGCUCAAUUUCUCAUGACUCUGACCAAUUAUACGUACCAGUUUUCCUACUCUAUGGUCGAUGCGGUUUCUUGUUAUCUGUAACGCGAAUGCUGCUUUAUAGUGCUUAAAUGUUGAUUGCAAACCCGCUAAAUCAUUGUCCACACCAUUGAAUUUACGGUUGGGACUGGCCCGCAAUAGGCAAGGACUACAAAUUUUCAAACGGUCCUAGAUCGGGUGAUCCGACGGGCGGGAACCCGGCCGAUAAGUGUCCAUUAUCAGCCGGAUAAGGCGUAGCCCGUC